Molecule: messenger RNA, 891 nt
Organism: Ogataea philodendri
Lineage: Eukaryota; Fungi; Ascomycota; Pichiomycetes; Pichiales; Pichiaceae
Exons: 1
Coding region: 1-891 (296 amino acids)
Source: RefSeq, a predicted model, not a curated record
AUGAAGAGUUCCAUCGGCAACAACAUACGUCUUGUCGUUGAACGCGUAAACAAAAUCUCCCUCCACUGCGAUCUUGCUGAACCCCCUGUCCUUGAUGGCCCAUUCCUGUUUGCCGUACGAAUCGUAGCCGUACAAGUUUCCAUUUUCAGUCAGGACAAUGAUCGACUUAUUGAAUCCAAAGUGCAUCUGUGUGUCGAUAGGUUUGUGAUUGGAGAGAAGGUAGAAGUUGCGCUUCAAUCUGUCAAUGUAUCCAGACCAUUGGUUUUCGUGAAUCAGAUCGAAGGUGGACACACUAAGUUUCUCAUGGCGAUCAGCCACCACCACGUCCUGAAUUCUGGCCAGCGACUCGUCCCUGGCCCAGAGCAGCUCGCCGUCCAGGUAGAACUGGAUGUAAGGACCGGUGACUGCAAAGAUCGCCAGCUUGUCGUCUAUUGUGCCGAACUCGACCAAGUCCGUAGUACCUGCUGUCCAUGGGUAGCUUUUGGACGGGCCUUUCAGCUCAUCCAAGUCGUAGACACUCACUUGAUCACCGAGAGUGGCCAGGUAUUGGAAAUUGACCACGCGCGCGAGCUCCUCGCCCGCUGCGAUGGACGACAGUGCGGAAUUCUUGUGUUUAGCCAGCUUGCCGUUUUCCGGCGAGUAAGCGUCUUUGUUGCAGACGAUUUCGUCACCUGUGACGAGGAUCGACUCAAACUUACAGCCGAGGAUGCCCUCUUCGCCGCCAAGCACCUUGUAUGCUGUUUUCGAGGCUGUUUUUGCAACGAGCACCAGAUCGUUGGCAAACGAGGCCAGUUUGCUUGCACUGACGGGCCCGAGCUUCUCAAUGGUUUCGACCGUGUAGUCCUUGGCGACUUGCAAAACGGAGCCGUCUUUCUGCACCACGAGAAGUGA